UGUUCCGCGGUAGCCCAGGGAAAUAGAGAAAGAGAGAGAAACAUUGGGAGAUAUACAGAGAGAAAGAGAGUAAGUCUUGCACACUCCUAACGCGGAUUUGAAGGUGAGAGUUUGAUAGCAGUGAUUUAUGGCGAUUUUGUCGAAGAAUUGUCAAUAAGAUACGGAGUCUUGUAGUCUGCUUGGCAUUUUUCUCAGAUAAAGACGCGGUGGCGGUGGCUUUCGUGGCAGAGCCGGCGUUCUGUCUUCCUUUGUUUCUUUUGAAUUACUGCUGCAUCUGACCAUUGAGGAAGACGGAUUUCGGAGCUUCUUCGUCUUGUGGUUAAGUCUUCUUUCGUUGUAAUUAUCGAGAUUGGAGGCAAAUUCUCUUAAAAUUGCCGUAAACAUGGAGCGGUAUGCCUGUGCAGAUGAAUACGAAAAGCUUGUAAUCCGGAUGGGCUCUCCCAGGGUUGUGAUCGACAAUGGUGUCUGCUCCACAGCGACUCUGGUCAAGUUCGAUAGCGCUAGAAGACAUGGAAUUCUCUUGGAUGCCGUACAAGUGCUCACUGAUUUGAAUCUUUCCAUUAAAAAGGCGUACGUAUCUUCUGAUGGCAAAUGGUUCAUGGAUGUUUUCCAUGUUACUGAUCAAAACGGAAACAAGCUAACAGAUGAGAGCGUUUUAAGAUAUAUGGAACAGUCACUCGGCAGCAUUCAUUAUGGCAGAACCAGUAUUUCAAACGGUCUCACUGCACUGGAGUUAACGGGAACAGACCGUGUUGGUCUUCUUUCAGAGGUAUUUGCAGUACUGGCCGAUCUACAAUGUGACGUAGUAGAGGCUAAGGUUUGGACUCACAAUGGCCGAAUUGCAUCCCUCAUCUACGUCAGAGACUGCAAUUCGGGGUCCACCAUUGAGGACUCUCAGAAAAUUAAUGGCAUUGAGGCACGAUUAAGGAAUGUAUUGAAGGGAGACAAUGACAUUAGAAGUGCGAGAACUUCGGUCUCUAUGGCUGCAAUACACACUGAAAGAAGGCUCCAUCAACUGAUGUUUGCCGACCGUGAUUACCAGAGGAACCCCAUUUUCAAGGCAAGUUCCGAUAUUCCAGUAGUCACCGUUCAGAAUUGGGCAGAAAGGGGCUAUUCCGUUGUGAGUAUUCAAUGCAACGAUCGAACAAAGCUCCUUUUCGAUGUUGUUUGCAACUUGACGGACAUGGAAUAUGUUGUUUUUCACGCAACUAUCACCACAACUGGAGAUCAAGCAUACCAGGAAUUUUACAUCAGACAUAAAGAUGGCAGUCCAAUUAGUUCAGAACCAGAGCGUCAACGUGUAAUCCAGUGCUUACAGGCUGCCGUGGAAAGAAGAGCAUCUGAGGGUAUUAGACUAGAAUUAUGCACUGAGGACAAGCAAGGACUUCUGGCAGAGGUAAUGAGAACAUUCCGGGAGAACGGACUGAACGUGACGAGGGCUGAGAUAUCCACCGUAAUGGAGACGGCAGCAAAUGUUUUCUAUGUAACGGACGCAACCGGGAAUCCAGCCGAUCCCAAAAUCAUCGAAUCCGUGAGACACAAAAUUGGUCCAAGCAAUUUGAAAGUGAAAGAAUUACCCUUGACGCGUCACCAGACAGAAGAGAAAGAAGAACCAGAUCAAGCAGCAGGAGUUGGUGGGACAGUGCUGUUAUCUCUGGGUAGCCUCGUGAGAAGGAACUUAUACAAUUUAGGACUGAUCAGAUCAUGUUCCUAAAAGGGAAAAAAAAAAAAAAAAAGCAGAGGGAAUUUAGAAGCGUGCAAGAUAUGGGCAACUUCUAUACAUAUACAUAUAUCAACACGCACAAGAAGAUGCUCUAUUCUUUGCUUCAGGCUGUGGCUUAGUGUACAUAAGAAGCAAAGGUGAGGAAUUUGGUGAUAUGGUAGUUGUUAUUGUUAGCUUUGGGUUGGUGGAACUAAAACUAGAGUGGGCCUUUGGGGGAUGAAAAUAAUACAGCUGGAGUUUGAUGGGGAAAGUGGCCACUGCAUUCUAAACGCGUUAUGUGUGAGGGAAAGUGUUGAAUUGGGACAGAUGGGGGACUUUGACGAAAGAGGUCGUUAGUUAGUGGCCGGGUUUGUGAUCAGCAUCGGAUUUUUAGUGACGAAGACAGGUUUUGGUUAGGGGCACAUCACAUCCUAUUUCAGCUUUACACCGCACGCAACUCAUUUGUAUAUAAUGACUUCCUUAGUAUUAUUAUAGUGUUUCCCUUCAUUCUUUACAA
Messenger RNA from Neltuma alba, 2219 nucleotides. Its product is annotated as ACT domain-containing protein ACR8. NCBI's taxonomy places the organism in Eukaryota, Viridiplantae, Streptophyta, Magnoliopsida, Fabales, Fabaceae. The record is from RefSeq and is a predicted model, not a curated record. The coding region runs from base 383 to 1714 and encodes 443 amino acids. The transcript is spliced from 7 exons.